Molecule: messenger RNA, 958 nt
Organism: Kogia breviceps (pygmy sperm whale)
Lineage: Eukaryota; Metazoa; Chordata; Mammalia; Artiodactyla; Physeteridae
Gene: TMEM202
Product: transmembrane protein 202
Source: RefSeq, a predicted model, not a curated record
AUGGAGAGGAAGGAACAAUUAAUCUUUACCUUCUACUGUCCCAAGGUUCCCAAAGUCAAGGGGGACCGGAAAUACCAAAGGCCUACCCUCCCCACCAACCAACAUCCGAGUGCCUCGAUGCCACCCCAGAGGCUGCAGCAGCAAGUGGAUCAGACACACACCUACAUCCGAAUGUUCUGUGGCAGCCUCUGUGGUUUUAGCCUCCUAAUGCUGAUCUACGUGUCCCCACUGAACUGGGUGCAGUUCCUGGUGAUCAACAAUGGCCUUGAGCUCUACGCAGGACUCUGGAUCUCAUGCAACCAUGAGCUGUGCUGGAGCCACACACCCAAGCCACCCUAUUACCUCCAAUAUUCCAGGGCCUUCUUCCUCAUCUCUGUCCUCACCAUACUUGUGGCUCUUGGCUGGCUCUUCAGAUCUUGCCUCCCUAGAAGAGGAAGAAUGACUCCUAACUUGGAUCUGAAGGUAUCCAUGCUCAGCUUCAUCUCAGCCUCCUGCUUGCUCCUCUGCCUCAUCCUAUUUCUGGCACAGAUUCACUGGCAUUCUAGAGAUGCCAUGGAGUCAGCUCUCCUAUGGACCUAUCAUAUUAAUUGGGGGAGUGACUUCUUAUACAUGUUUGCUGGGAUUAUCUCCUUCCUCAACCACAUAACUUCCAGAUCUCCUCCCCUUGAUCAAAAUGUCACUGCAGUUCCCAUAGACAAGUCAAGGCUGGGGAUUGGUCCAGUGACUGGAGUAUCGUCUGCUGAAGAUGCUGGGUCAGGGUUUCAGACAGAAUCUACAAGUGAGAAAGAGAAAAAACUAUCAAGUACAGAACUGUGAUGGUGAUAGGAUAACCCAACUACUUCCUGUCUUAAAACAGGGGAGAAGCUAACUGAGCAGGGAAUGAUUGUACAGAUUCGAAGAAACUCUCCUAAUAUCAUGGCCAUAUUGCUGAAGGAGAGAACAUUAAAGCUGAUGAAAU